UGCGCACUCACAACACAAUAUCGAGCCGCCCUUCCUCCCCGCCAAGUUGCACCGCAGGGUCGGGCGGACGUCGGCUCACAACGACUAUUAGUAAAACCGAAUUGAUUUCCCUCGCACAUUGAACGUUUUUCGAGUCAAGAUGGAAAGUCCGCAUCGUACUGGAGACGAUGUGCCUCUUUUAUUGCCGUCUCUGCGCCUCUUCAUACCCCCACUGAGACUGGUGUCUGCAGCCAUGUGGCAAGUCGUCCAGAGGGGAGAUGUACAGGACUACGGGAUGUUAGAGGAGUUCAUCAGCACAGUGACAGAAAUUGUCCCCGAGCUCCUGAACCCGGAUCAGAAGGCCCAGCUGCUCUUGGGACUUAGAGCAAGGGUGGUUCUUGACUUGUGUCGGGCUGAGCAGAUAACAGAAAUGGAAACAAUUGAGAUGCACCUGGAAAGGAUCAGGACCCUCGUAUCCACUUGGGCAGCACAGCCAUGUUUUGCAGAGGUCGAGUUUCCAGAAUCGAACUUUGUGGAUCAAAUCGAAUUACUGUUGAAAGACCCUGAAGAGAGGGAGAAGUUUUUCCAGGAUGUGUUCCCUACGGAUUUUGGGCCUGAGUAUGACAACGCUCUGCAGGUGCUUAUGCUGGAUUUCCUGUCCAAAUUGGAGAGGCUCCUUCCUGUACCAGACCUUCAGCAGACUGCAUCCAUGCUCAAUGCUGUCCCAUCUGCCCUGGCGGAAUGUGUGCAGUCUGUUCCUGACCUGCAGCAGCUGAAAACUGUGCUCCAGUACCACACCACCCUUGGACAUUUGGAUUUAAUUGAUGAAUCACAGACCAUUCCAUCUUCCUUUGGGAACUGCAUCCUCUCUUCUUUGUCUCUCCCUCAGUUGGAGAAGGUUGUCAUCGAUGCUGACCAAAUACAGUUACAGCCUCCAUCAGAGCAGAUGCAUGGCUGUAUGACUGUCCAGGUGGAGGGUGAAACUGUCACACUGUUGGACUACAUACAGAUUGAGCAACCAUCAGGUUUGGUUGAUGAACAGGACUCUGUUAAGUUUGAGCCUGAAGAUCAAGAAGGAUCUGGAAAUGAUGAGGAACAUCCUGUAACUGUUGGUCCAAGUGAAGGAGAUGUAACUAAUCAAGACCUCACAAACAGCCUGAAGCCAGCAUCCUUUCAACCGCUGAAGCAAAGUAAAAGGCUUCAGUUGAAGAGAAAAGCUUUAAAAGACAAAGACUCAUCUGCAUCCACAACUAAAAGAUCAAGAAAAAAGUACUCAAAUUGCAAGACUUGUCCUGUGUGUAGUAAGACUUUUCCACGAGCCACAGCAAUGAGAAGACACCAAGAAAUUCAUUCCUCAAAUCGGGAUCUCAGGUACAAGUGCCCCAACUGUGACAAACGAUUCAGGGACCAGUAUGACAUGAAUCGGCACAAAAUGCGUGUUCAUGAAAAGGAAGAGACAAACGAUGCUAAAAUGGAUGACUUAGGGGAUCCCAAGACACCAGAAAGCAAAAAUUGCUUUCUAUGUGGGAAGUAUUUUGCUCGCAGAGUAGAUAUGGAGAGGCACAUGAAGUCCCACUCCGAGGAUCGUCCAUACAAGUGUGCUUUCUGUGAAAAAAAAUUCAAGCAUCCUUAUGUUUUAAAGAGACAUCAGAAGGAGAUAUGCAAGAGUAAAUACCUGAAAAAACCUGUCCUGGUGGGUAAUAUUACAGAGGCACAGGGCACAGACUCACAGGGAACAGAUUCCCAGCUAUCUUUAGAGGGGCUAACAGAUGGCAAACUCUGUCCCAUCUGCAGCAGGAUAUUGCCUUGCACUGCAGACAUAACCAAACAUUUACGAUCUCACACGGAGGACCGUCCCUUUAUCUGUGUCACUUGUGAGAAGGGUUUUAAGUACAAAGACACGUUAAAGAAACAUCAGAUUAUCCAUGGGCAUGAGGGUAUCCGGGAGGAAGAAAGCAAGAGUGUGGCACAGAUUUUGGCUGAAGCUGAACAACAAAACUGUAGUGGUACCAUUACCAAAAAAGAAAAUAAUCCAGAUACACCUGCUGCCACUUCAGGAGAAUCCCCACCUCCUCCUCUAGAACAACCUAGCAAAAAAGUCCUUAAAGUGUGCACUGUCUGUGCCCGGGCAUUUGAUAGUGUGAAAACACUGAAUAAACACAUGCAGUGUCAUACAGAUGAUCGGCCUUACCAUUGCAUCCAUUGUAAGAGGCGCUUCAAACACAUGCAUGGGCUGAAAAGACACCAGAUUUAUGCCAUUUGUCACAAGAAGAUAGUGCGAUUCUCCUCAUUGAGGAAGGAGCCCAGAGCAGGGGCUGGCCAAGGUGAGCCAACCAGCGAUCACCAACAGGAGCCACCCCUCAAGAUACCUGUGUGGUGUUCCAAUUGCGGUAAACACUUUGAAUACCCGUCAGAUUUGAAAGAACACCAGGAAAACGUUUGCAAAGUGGAUGUCAUGGAAAUCAUGAAAUGUGACGAUUGUGGAAAAGAGUUCAAAACCAUGCCCCUGCUCAAAGUGCACCAGAGAAUUCACAAUCCCCUCUAUUGCAAAGAGUGCGGGAAGAUACUCGCAAAUGACGCUGCCUUUGAAAGACACAAACUGAUGCAUAGACCAAUCCAGUGCACAAUGUGUGACAAGACCUUCACCCUGCUGAGGCGCUUGAGAGAACACUAUGAGAAGCAGCACAACUUCACAGGACCAUAUCCUUGUGCACAGUGUGAGAAAACCUUCACUCAGCUGUCUUACCUUGCCAUCCAUGAGAGAGUCCACAAUGGAGAGUUCCCUUACUCUUGUAAUGUGUGUCCAGAGAAGUUCAGAUCUUCCAACUGUCUGACAGUGCACCUCCGCAAACACACCGGAGAGAAACCAUUCCUGUGCUGGCAGUGCGGGAAGUGCUACCGCUCGGCCUCUGAGCUAACAGUGCACAUGGGAACCCAUUCAGAGGAGAAGCCCUGGGCCUGUACGCAGUGUGAUAUGGCUUACAGGACCAAGCUGCAGCUGACAAACCAUGUUGAGCAAAUCCACAUAGGUGUGAGGUAUCCCUGCAAUAGCUGUGGAAAGCAGUUCAUGAAAGAAGUGUCACUGAGGAGACAUGAACUCAUCCACACAGGCGAGAGGCCGCAUCAGUGCACAGAAUGCGGCAAGACCUUCCUCACGGCUAAUGAGCUGCGGCUCCAUAAUAGGUAUCACACUGGGGAGCGGCCUUACAAGUGUGAGGUUUGUGGAAAGGCCUUCAUCCAGUCAGGAUAUCUCAAGUCACACAUGCGUAUCCACACAGGAGAGAAGCCAUUUAAAUGUGACAUAUGUGACAAAGCCUUCAGGCUGUCCUACCACAUGAAAAAACACAGGCGUACACACAGUGGAAAGUCUAAAAGUCACAUGUGUGAGGAAUGCGGGUUAGCAUUCACCCAUAAAAAAUCCCUGUGCGCACACUACACGCUCUCUCAUAAUGUGAAAAUUGAACCAUCAUUCACUCAGGAAGUGAGAAUAGAAUUUCAGUAGUGAUCCUGUUCCUCUUAUGUAGGAUCUUUUCAUUGAAGAUGUCUGAUUUUUCUGGGCUUGUAGUUCAUUCAAUUCACCAAAAGACUGGAGUCUUAAUUCAUAAUAUUGAUUUUGGCUUAUUUGUAAGUCAGUGGUCUUUAUCUGUUGCAUUGUUAUAUUGCUGAUUCACAUGAUCAGUACAGGAUGUAUAUAUUAAACUCCAAUUAAUUAUUUUUGCUUACAGUGCUUUUGAAAUAAAUUAAUGUUGAAUCUAA
This is a messenger RNA of Myripristis murdjan (pinecone soldierfish), 3735 nucleotides long. Its product is annotated as zinc finger protein 814-like. The transcript is spliced from 7 exons. Gene Ontology annotation, cellular component: nucleus. Bases 140 to 3481 code for a protein of 1113 amino acids. The record is from RefSeq and is a predicted model, not a curated record. Gene Ontology annotation, molecular function: DNA-binding transcription activator activity, RNA polymerase II-specific; RNA polymerase II cis-regulatory region sequence-specific DNA binding. Lineage: Eukaryota; Metazoa; Chordata; Actinopteri; Holocentriformes; Holocentridae. Gene Ontology annotation, biological process: regulation of transcription by RNA polymerase II.